Messenger RNA from Electrophorus electricus (electric eel), 2212 nucleotides. The record is from RefSeq and is a predicted model, not a curated record. NCBI's taxonomy places the organism in Eukaryota, Metazoa, Chordata, Actinopteri, Gymnotiformes, Gymnotidae.
ACAGAGAGGUUGGCAGCGUUUUCGCGGGUUUAUGAGCAAUGGAAAGAGCCCUAAGCAUAGCACUUUCUGCUGUUUUGCAUUAAUCACUGGGAUUCUAACAAAAUAUGUAAUCGAAAACGAGUCGUUUUCUCUUAAGUCUACCAGACAAUGGAACUAGCUUCAUGCAGCAUUAACAAGUCACCCCUGGGAAACAACUACGUAGGAAAAAAGACUACCUGCAGAAGCACACCAGUCAGCACCAGCGGGCUUCCUACGACUACGUGUGGCUUGAAAGACCCACAUUUUAUUGGAAUGCAUGUCAUCGAAUGUGUGAAGGAAAAAAACAGUCACCUUGGCAGCAUCCCAGCAAGCUGCAGCCCGGAAAGCUGCCUCCCCCAUGCCCCCUUCUGAGUUCUUGGACAAACUCAUGGGAAAAGUGUCUGGUUACGAUGCAAGGAUCAGACCUAAUUUCAAAGACCCACAAGGCUCCAAAUCGGACGGUACACACAAGAAAGGUCCGCCUGUGAACGUGACAUGCAACAUCUUCAUUAACAGCUUUGGAUCCAUUGCUGAAACAACUAUGGAUUACAGAGUAAACAUUUUCCUGAGACAGCAGUGGAAUGACCCCCGUCUGGCCUACAGCGAGUACCCCGAUGACUCCCUCGACCUCGAUCCCUCCAUGUUGGACUCCAUUUGGAAGCCCGAUCUGUUCUUUGCCAAUGAAAAGGGAGCCAACUUCCACGAGGUUACCACUGACAACAAGCUGUUAAGGAUUUCCAAAAAUGGGAACGUAUUAUAUAGCAUAAGAAUAACGCUGGUUCUGGCCUGCCCCAUGGACCUGAAGAAUUUCCCUAUGGAUGUGCAGACUUGUAUAAUGCAGCUGGAGAGCUUCGGCUACACGAUGAAUGAUCUCAUAUUUGAGUGGGAUGAGAAAGGGGCUGUGCAGGUGGCCGAUGGACUGACACUACCACAGUUUAUCCUAAAGGAGGAGAAAGACCUGCGCUACUGCACCAAGCACUACAACACAGGGAAGUUCACCUGCAUCGAGGCCCGGUUCCAUCUGGAGAGGCAGAUGGGCUACUACCUGAUUCAGAUGUACAUCCCCAGUCUGCUGAUUGUUAUCUUGUCGUGGGUCUCCUUCUGGAUCAACUGGGAUGCCGCACCUGCGCGAGUGGGGCUUGGUAUCACCACUGUGCUGACCAUGACCACCCAGAGCUCAGGCUCCAGAGCCUCCCUACCUAAGGUCUCCUAUGUGAAGGCCAUUGACAUCUGGAUGGCUGUGUGCCUCUUAUUUGUCUUCUCGGCUCUGCUCGAGUAUGCCGCUGUCAACUUCAUCGCCCGCCAGCACAAGGAGCUGCUGCGCUUCCAGAGGAGGAGGCGGCACCUCAAGGAGGACGAAGCAGGAGAGGGCCGUUUCAGCUUCGCCGCCUAUGGCAUGGGCCCGGCGUGCCUGCAGGCCAAAGAUGGCAUGGCCAUCAAGGGCAACAACAACAACGCGCCCGCCUCCAGCAUCCCACCCGAGAAGAGCGUCGAGGAGAUGCGCAAGCUCUUCAUCAGCCGCGCCAAGCGCAUCGACACGGUGUCACGUGUCGCCUUCCCACUCGUCUUCCUCAUUUUUAACAUUUUCUAUUGGAUCAUUUAUAAGAUCAUACGCAGUGAGGACAUUCACAAGCAGUAGGCAUUUCCAAGAAGGACGAGCCUGAACCGAAAGAGGCGCAGCUGUGCACGCCCUCCUCCUUUCCUCAAGCCCACCUCCUAUCUCUUGCUUUCAGUGGCGAGUCUUUGGCAAAGGUAUUUGUUGAAAUUCAUUUUCUUGUUUGUUUUUCUUUUGUUGUUUAUUUUUUGUUUUUUCUUUCCUCCCCCUGAUCUUCUGAAUAAUCUGGACCUGUGCAAUAGCAAUGCAGUAAAAUGCAUGAUAUAUGAAUGUGGCAAUAUAUUUAGUAAAAAACAAAAAAAUAAAUACAAAUAAAAAUGACUAUUAAGAAAAUAUUAACUUUUACAGACACAUAUGAGAACUUCUGAACAGACCGAUGAAAGCCAAGGGGGGUUGCUCUUGUGAGACACAUUUUUUGCAACUUGAAGACAUACUACAUUACUAGUAUAUCACAAAGAGCCAUGCAGCACUGUAAUAUAUCAUAUAUUUAAAACAAAACUGGAAUUUUCCUCAACUGGAAAGGUUUAAUGAUGCAGUGGAGAAUGGAAAGGUUUAAUGAUGCAGUUUGGUGCUUCCAUA